GCCAUGAGGUUCCAACUAAAGCUCCAGAUUUGCCUGUACUUUUGAAACAGGUGUGUUGUCACAGAAAUGAGCCAUAUGCGCUAGCAGCUGUCAUGGUUCUAAUGGUUUCUGCUAAAGUAAUUCCUAAAUACCAGUUAAAUCUUACUGCCAGAUGACAAGAUUCAGUAAUCAAUGCUCUUUUCAUUUUUUGUCUGCCAUGACCUGUACGUGCAAGAUAUGGCCUGUCUUUUGUACUUCAUUUUAUCAACUUUACAGACUGGCUUAUCCUUUGACUCUUAUCACAUUAGUAAAUAAAAAUAGCUUUGGCUGCCUGUUCUAUUGAUUGAAGUUCUACCCAAGUGGAGGUCUUCCAGGUUUUUACCUAACUAUAUGGUAUUCAUGAGGUUGUCUUCUCCAGGAUAUGAAAGGUUGUAGAACAGGGACUACAUGGAGACAAGAAAAAUAGGAUAUUUGUAGAUAUGACAUGCACAAGAUAAUUUUGAUCUAGCUGCUAGCAUUGCGUUGAGUGACUUUGUCAUGCUGAAUGUUUUUGUCUUCAUAAACUAGCAAUAGAAAGCUAGUUACCAAUACCGAUGGCUUCAAAGAAUGCUUGCAGUAGUGGGUGGUUCUUGGACAGAGAUUCCAAAGAGCUUCACUGUCUUGCAAAUGAGAUAUCUAGCAACUUCUGCAGCACAACAGAUUUCGAAAGUGCAUGUACUGGUUCUUCAUCCAUGAUCUCAACAAUCAUGUCAAGAUUCUUGCCACAAAUGAGGAUGGGUCACAUACUUGCCUUUCUGGAAAUGAAGCCUGGAUAUGGUACAUUGGUGUAUGACUUUCACAUAUCGGAAAACACAAAAUCUUCUUCUCCAGAAGCUGAAAUAAGAUUACUUGUUGCUCAUUUAGAUAAUAUAGAGACAUCAUCAUGUCUCAUAACACCCCCUAAUGUGAACUUUCUCCUCAAUGGGAAAGGAGUUCAAAACCGAAACAAUCUGUCAAUGGAUACUGGACCUCAAAUUCCAACAGCUUUGUCAAGUAUGCUUAACAACGGAGUAAAUAUACUUCAAGUUGUGGGCCAGUUUAAUGGAAGUUACAUUGUUGUCAUUGCCUCUAUGAGUAUGACGUCAACCCCAGAUUCUGCUGCACUUCCAGAUUAUGUGCAACCCGAAUCUGCUUCAGUUGAUCCGGACUAUGAGAUAAUAGAAGGGCCAUCAAGAAUAUCCUUGAAUUGCCCCAUAAGCUUCAAGCGCAUUAAGACUCCUGCUAAAGGCGUUUCAUGCAAACAUCUCCAGUGUUUUGAUUAUGAGAAUUAUCUCGACAUUAAUUCAAGAAGACCAUCAUGGCGUUGUCCUCAUUGUAAUCAACAUGUCUGCUUCCCUGAAAUCCGCAUUGAUCAAGAUAUGGCCAAGGUUUUGCAAGAAGUUGGGGAGAACAUCAAUGAUGUGAUCAUCUCUUCAGAUGGUUCAUGGAAGGCAAUCAUCGAAGGUGAUGAUGACAAUCAGAGGCCACCAGAUAAACCCACCGAUUUUUCAAAGGAUAAAACUUUGCAGCCGGAUCUUACAGAUAUAGAUGAUGCAAUGACUGGAGAUCAUAUAGCUUCUUCCUCAGCCAAGUGCCAAAAUCAACUGCUUGAUACUAAUAAUCCAAGUGAGGCUAAUCACACUCCUAAUAUGGAGAAUUUCUGGUCAAGAGUUCUUCGCUCCACGUAUGGAUCAGGGACAUCUAGCUCUAUGUUAAAUUUACAUAUCGGUGGUGCUUCUGAGCCCACUCCAACAAGUUUGAUGCCACCGCCAAUUUUAAUUGAUGAUCAUAUUCCAGCGUGUGUCAUGGGGCAGGGUAGAGUUUCUUCUCCCAAUACUAUGCAGGCACAACAGUACCAAUUCGCUAAUUCGGCUGCCAACCAAGAACAUGUGAUGUCAUCAUCAGCAGUUAGGCAUGCAGUAUGUAGAACACCAGUUGCAGUUCAGGCCCUUCCUGCCCAGAUGCCCUAUUCCGUGCCUCAACAGAGACCAGUAAAUACUAUGAGCCGUCUUAGUAGUCCCACGACAGCUUCUCAGCAUUCUCCUGUCUCAUCAAUGAUGAAUAUUGACACAGUCCAACAGUACUUGAGAUCUAAUUCAAAUAUGCACCAGGCAUCACAAAUACCGUCAUCAACAUCAACAAGCAUGCCACAGCCGGGGUAUUCUUCUGGUUCUGUUGGUCCAGCUCAACAGUUCGUCAACCUCCAAUGUCCAAGUCAAGUACCUCUUCCUCCUUUCAGAGCACCCUCGGGAUUUACAACUGAACCAUCAAACACUAAUCAGCAUCAAACACUGAACCGGCAGACACUUCAUGCCAUGAGUCAACCCCAAGGUAUUGCUCAACCAUCUCCCGCUAGUUUCACUCGAAGUCCUUUCCAAGCCGGUGGUACACACAGUAGUGUGGGUGGUGGUCAGGCAAGAGGCGUCGUUAACAGCCAACAUAAUAAUAAGUCGAGGGAAGCUGCCCUGCGCACUGCCCAAGUGGCAAAGCCUGUUCAACUGUCUCCAACUCUACCUCCUCUUUCCAUGAACCCUAAUGCCUCCCGGGAAUCAUUGGCAAAUGACCAAAUGGGGGUUGGAAAUAUAGGAGACCAUGCACCACCGGAUUUACUGUCGGGGGAUCAAAACUGGCGCCCAACAGGGCGCAUGCGUGGAAGCCUAUCGGGACAAGCCUAUUCUGAUGCUCUGAACCAAUACAUAAUCCGGCCAACGCAGCAAGCUCAAGCUGCAAGAUCACCCACCGCAAUCUCGCCACAACUACAAACCAUUAUAGCCAAGAGAGCCACUCCCACGCCUCCUGUAACAAAUCAGCCAUCUACUACACCUGAUGUCUCAGCUGUUUUGCCAGAGUGUUCUUCAGCAAUGCAGUAGACCAUAUACAGGUUGGCUAAUCUAGCAAUGUAUCUAGCUAGUGUCACAAUGUCACUACUGUGUGAAAGUCCCAAAUUACCCUAGGAGGGAGGGGUUAGGUAUGAAGUUGUAGUUCACAAUCUAGCCAUGUAUCUAGCUAGUGUCACAAUGUCACUACUGUGUGAAAGUCCCAAAUUACCCUAGGAGGGAGGGGUUAGGUAUGAAGUUGUAGUGUAUAAAAAUGUAUGGUUUAUUUCUAGUGUGGUUAGUAAUCGUUUUGUUCAUAAAUUAUGCAAUCCCUCCCAAGUGAUCAAUAUGAAUGGAAGCAGGUAAGAGAAAUGGCAA
Ipomoea triloba (trilobed morning glory) is the source of this 3191-nucleotide messenger RNA. Its product is annotated as E4 SUMO-protein ligase PIAL2-like. The coding region runs from base 573 to 2867 and encodes 764 amino acids. The record is from RefSeq and is a predicted model, not a curated record. NCBI's taxonomy places the organism in Eukaryota, Viridiplantae, Streptophyta, Magnoliopsida, Solanales, Convolvulaceae. Gene Ontology annotation, molecular function: zinc ion binding; SUMO ligase activity. Gene Ontology annotation, biological process: protein sumoylation. The transcript has 15 exons.